AUGGUCACCAAGAAGCUCCUCGAGAAAAUCUUUCCCAGGUAUGACAUGCCUCAAGCAUUGAGGUCGGACAACGGGCCCACUUUUGUCUCCCAAGUAAGUCAGUUGGUGGCCAAAUUGCUGGGGAUUGAUUGGAAAUUACAUUGUGCCUAUAGACCCCAGAGUUCAGGUCAGGUAGAACGCAUGAAUAGAACAAUUAAGGAGACUUUAUCCAAACUUACGCUUGCAACUGGCUCAAAGGAUUGGGUGGCCCUCCUUCCCCUAGUUCUAUAUCGGGCCCGGAAUACCCCGGGCCCCCAUGGUCUAACUCCUUUUGAAAUAAUGUAUGGAGCACCACCCCCAUUUGUCCAUUUCUUUGAUUCAAACAUUGCUGAUUUUGUUGACAGCCCUUCUCUGAGGGCCCAUUUACAGGCCCUACAGAUUGUGCAGAGAGACGUCUGGAGACCUUUGGCCACUGCUUACCAGGACAAGCUUGAGCAUCCGGUGGUGCCACACCCGUUCCAGAUUGGAGACACCGUGUGGGUGCACAGACACCAGACCAAGAAUCUCGAGCCACGGUGGAAAGGACCCUACACCGUCCUCCUGACUACCCCGACCGCCCUAAAGCCCUUCUCUGAGGGCCCAUUUACAGGCCCUACAGAUUGUGCAGAGAGACGUCUGGAGACCUUUGGCCACUGCUUACCAGGACAAGCUUGAGCAUCCGGUGGUGCCACACCCGUUCCAGAUUGGAGACACCGUGUGGGUGCACAGACACCAGACCAAGAAUCUCAAGCCACGGUGAAAAGGACCCUACACCGUCCUCCUGACUACCCCGACCGCCCUAAAGGUAGACAGAGUCUCGGCUUAGAUCCACACACCACACGUCAAGGCAGUCCGGUCUGAGGAAUUGACUAAUAACAACACUACACCCCAGACAUGGAGAGUUCAGCGCACUCCAAACCCCUUAAAGUUAAAACUCCUACGUGGCUCCUCCUAGCCCUUUUGUGGCCUAGAGUCAGUGAGGGAAUAAGCCCCCACCAGACAGAAAUUUCUUGACCAAGUCGAGUGAAAGAUUUCACUCAAAGUUAGCAAAAAAAAAAAUGGGGGAAUGAAAGACCCCAGCUUAACAGCAGUAACGCCAUUUUGCAAGGCUGUACUUAAGAUGACUGGUUCAGGGAAAGGUUAGAACACUGAGUACACAGCGGCUGCCAAGCAAGAUAUGUUUGGUUGAAGGCCUGGCAACAGGACGACUUCGGUUGAGCACCUGACAAUGAAAAAAAGCCCCAGGAGAGGUCCCACACCCUGGUGGGGGGCCGAGUCAGUCGUUAUGUUCCAAGAAGGUAGCUAAGAAACUUGCCCCCGGGCUGAACCCUUGGGGGGCCGAGUCAGCCCUUAUGUUUCAGGAAGGUAGCUAGGAAACUUGCCCCCGGGCUAAACCCUUGCCAUAUUAGAAUCCACCAAUUAUAUCCCUGUAACCAUGCAUCUGCUUCUGUAUGCUUGCUUCUGCUCCCCAAAAUCCUAUAAAAGCCCAUCCUUGGUUCCGUGGGGCGCGCCAGUCCCCCGAGUGACUGAAGCGCCCGCAGGUGCCUGUGCCUGUGUAUCCCGACAAUAAACCAAAUCCUCUUGCUGAUUGCA
This is a messenger RNA of Rattus norvegicus (Norway rat), 1611 nucleotides long. The record is from RefSeq and is a predicted model, not a curated record. NCBI's taxonomy places the organism in Eukaryota, Metazoa, Chordata, Mammalia, Rodentia, Muridae.